AUGGCGACAGCGAACGACUCUCCCUCUGAGCCUGUGGUUAGUGACAAGAAUCCCGCGACGGGACAAGCCCAUGGCCUGCCAACGCCAGAAUCGACCCCGGAGCCCGACGCUGCCCGGUUGAAGGAAGACGAGAAGAGGCGGCAGGCCAACCUUCAACCUACUGCGGAAGAUGACACAGCGAGCCCGAAGCCUUCCGGAGGAGAGGGGAACAAUGGGGUGACCCAGGAGCAGAUUGAUGCCGUAGAGACAGUGAUGAAAUGCCCGGGUACCGAUUACCGACAGAUUCUGGGCCUCGGAGACGAAAAGCCAGAUAGAGAAGAGGAGUCGAGAGAGGUGAUGGCGGCCUUCACGAAGCUUGGAUGCUUGACCCAUGAAAAAUAUAACAAGGCGAAUCAAGCUGCGGAGGCAUUUCUCAGAGUCAACGAUGCGGCAAAGCACCUCGGGAUCAACGAAGCUGCCAUAGCGACGAUGAGAGAAUGGGAUGGCGUAGGGGACAUUCUCACCGUGCCAGCAAAUGACGCAAGCCACGAAAGCUCCGAUGAGGGCCGACCGGGCGGACAAGAUGCGGACAUGGAAGCCUCCGACCAGCCCACGAUCCCACCACUGACCGAUGAUCACCGCAAAGCGUUUGCUGUCGCGGGGGGGCUGCUGCAAGUCCUCUCGGACAGUCCCGAUGACGAGAGAGCGAUCAACGGCCUGCAAGAGGUGAACCGAAAGAUAGUGGAGAUCAACACGGCCAAUGGAUUUCCUAACUCAACUCGAUUCGUGGUCGAUUUCGAAGUCUAUCAAGGGGUGUCCAAGAAGGCGCGCCCUCUUUUAGCUCAAUGGAAGCAAAACUCCGAUGAAAAGGCUAGGGAGGAGCUCGAAGCGAUGAACCAGUGGCUUGACAACUUCAUUCAGGAGCGCGGUUACCCUACAGAUUGGAAAAUCGACAUACCACAGCCGUCCACGCAGUCCAUCCCACGGAGGCCAAGGCAGUCAACUGCCUCAACAGCAGCCCGCCAAACUGCCCCAACAGAAGCUCGAGCCCGAUCAGGGAAGUUGCCGAAGUCCCUGGCUUUCAAUGAAAGGGAUGGAUACGUCCUCGAAGGAGGGGCCGAGAAGGAACUGUACGGUUACAUCAGGGCGGGAUAUGGUCAUCGAGUCUUGCUUCGACGAGACGGUCGCAACGGGUACGACAUCUUCGAGUUCGUCCGGGCGAGCAAAUUCGGGAAGAGCUUUGUUGAGAGGAACCAGCACGUGUUGGGUGGGAGAGACAUCGCGGCCGGGGACAAGACCAAAUUGCGGGGAAUGAGCUGGAACAAAGUGGAGAUUUUUGGCGUCGCUCCCGUUAGAACCGACUUCGAUGAUGAGGCGAUGAUGAUGGCGUGGGUGGCAUUUCCUGAGACGGAACCGACCUGGUACUGGCGGUCGCAUCUGGGGGAAGAAUUUGGAAUAGAUGCGGUGGACGAAAAACUGAAUACCUUUAGGAGGAAGGCAGGGCAGCUCCCUCGAGCCGUCAUCGCGGAGGAUGAAGCGGAAGAAAGUGAGACUGAUGAGGAAGGAGAAGACCAAGAAACCCGAUUGCAAUAUCUGAGGGAGGAAAUGAAAAGGUUGGAACAGGGAACAGGGCGAAGCCGACGUUCGUCGAACGCGAAAAGGUCAAAACCGCGGCGAAGAGCCCGAUAG
Messenger RNA from Exophiala xenobiotica, 1668 nucleotides. RefSeq lists its product as uncharacterized. The record is from RefSeq and is a predicted model, not a curated record. The coding region runs from base 1 to 1668 and encodes 555 amino acids. The transcript is spliced from 2 exons. Lineage: Eukaryota; Fungi; Ascomycota; Eurotiomycetes; Chaetothyriales; Herpotrichiellaceae.